Molecule: messenger RNA, 3752 nt
Organism: Psylliodes chrysocephalus
Lineage: Eukaryota; Metazoa; Arthropoda; Insecta; Coleoptera; Chrysomelidae
Source: the annotation of a GenBank genome assembly
UGUCAAUGUUAAUUGUCGUGUCACUUGUCAGUGUGUAGCAGCCAACAGAUCAAUAGAAAAUAAUUUUUUAAAAGAAUUUGAUAAAAAUAAAACUAAUUUAAUCAUGUCUGACGAAGAGGAGGUCGAAGAAAAACCAUUUGCAAUAGAACGAGCUAAACAGGGUCGUGCUGUAUGUAAGAAAUGCAAACAAAAAUGUUUACAGGGAGAAUUGAGGUUAGCCAAAUUGGUUUACAAUCCCUUUGGUGCCGGAAAAAUGAAAGCUUGGCAUCAUAUUGAAUGCCUUUUCGAAGCUUUUCUAAAACAACGUAAGACAACCAAACGCCUUGAUAGUCCAGACGAAAUUGAUGGAUGGAGCGAUUUAGAAGAAGACGAACAGGAUGAUAUAAUUAAUCGUAUUAAAGAUAUGAAUAAAUUUUUUGGGGUUACAUCAACUGCUUCAACAACUGGAACUAAUAAAAAGAAAAAUGAUUCUGUUCAAAGCAAACAGGAACCUGCUAAAGCGAAUAAAGAUAAAACAAAAAAAGAUAAAGCAGAAAAAACGAAUAAAGAUAAAGCAGAUAGGAAUAAAGAUAAAUCAGAUAAUAAAGAUGAGGCAAAUAAAACGAAAAAAAAUCAGUCAUUUAAGGAAUUCCGGAAAUUAGUUGCAGAUAUUACAAACACAGAUAGUUAUUUGGACAAAACGAGGUGUGUAAAAGAAACUUUCUCAAAUAUUUUUCCUGGUUCAUCUGAUAAAGAUGAUAUAAUUUUGUGGUGUAGGUUAUUACUUCCUGGUGUAGUAAAGAGAGUUUAUAACUUACAAAGUAAACAGUUAAUUAAACUAUUCAGCAGAUUGUUCAACACUGAUCAAGAUGAUAUGCUAAAUCAUCUAGAAAAAGGUGAUAUUGGAGAAACCAUUCAAGAAUUUUUUGAAGACAGUACUAAAAUUAAACCAGCUAAAAAGUGUACAUUGACUGUAGUAGAAGUAGAUAAAUUUUUAGAUCAACUCUCAGAACUGACUAAAGAAGAAGACCAAGUAGAUCAUUUUAAAACUUUUGUGCCAAAAUGCACCUCUAAUGAUUUAAAAAUGGUAAUUCGAUUAAUCAAAGGGGAUUUGAGAAUGGGAGCUGGUGCUAAGCACAUUCUAGAAGCAAUACAUGAAAAUGCUUAUGAAAAUUAUCAAACUUCCAGAGAUUUAGAUGCCGUUAUCAUGAAAUGUCUAAGUGGUACUAUUACUACUAGUAGUACUAAGUCAAUGAAAGGAAAUGUGAUUUUGUUAACUCCAGUACUACCAAUGUUAGCUGAAUCAUGUAAAUCUGUAGAACAAGCUAUGAAGAAAUGUCCAAAUGGAAUGUAUUCUGAAAUUAAAUAUGAUGGGGAGAGAGUCCAAAUUCAUAAAUGUGGACCAGAAUUUAAAUAUUUCUCUAGAUCAUUAAAACCUGUUUUACCUCACAAAGUCCAACAUUUUAAAGAGUAUAUUACCAAAGCUUUUCCAAAAGCAGAUGACAUCAUUUUAGACAGCGAAAUUUUGAUGGUAGACACAACAACUGGAAAGCCUUUACCAUUUGGAACUUUAGGUAAACACAAAAAAACUGAAUUUAAGGAUGCAUCCGUUUGUCUUUUUGUAUUCGAUUGUAUUUUCUUUAAUGGAGAAAGUUUAAUCAAACGACCUUUAAGUGAAAGAAAACAAUUUCUUCAAGAUAAUAUGAUAGAAAUUCCAAAUCAUAUAAUGUUUUCUGAACUGGAAGAAAUCCACAAGAAGGAAGAUUUAUCAAAAAUGAUAGCUAAAGUGUUAAAAAUGGGCUUAGAAGGUUUAGUUUUGAAGGACAUUAAAAGUAUAUAUGAACCUGGAAAGAGACAUUGGUUAAAAGUUAAGAAAGAUUACCUAUUUGAUGGCGCAAUGGCAGACAGCGCAGAUCUAAUAGUGUUAGGUGCCUGGUAUGGAACAGGAAAGAAGGGAGGAAUGAUGUCAGUGUUUCUUAUGGGUUGUUAUGAUUCUAAAAGUGACAAAUUUUGUACAGUAACUAAAGUACAUACAGGACAUGAUGAUAAAACAUUAGAAAAACUACAAUCUGAAUUAGACAUGAUUAAAAUUAAACAAGAACAAUCAAAAGUACCUAAUUGGUUAAAAUGCACUAAAACUAUGAUACCAGAUUUUGUAGCUAAAGAUCCUAAAAAACAACCCAUUUGGGAAAUUACUGGCGCUGAAUUUACUAAACAUGAUGUACAUACAGCAGAUGGAAUAUCAAUUCGGUUUCCUAGGGUGACAAAAAUACGUGACGAUAAAGAUUGGAAAACGGCUACAAACCUUAAAGAACUAAAUAAGUUAUAUACAAAUUCCAAAGAGAAUCCCGAUGUUAGUAUGUUGGUGAAGGGUUUGGAUAAUUCAAGUAGCCAAAGUUCGAAGGAUGUUAAGUUAAAAAGAAAACUUGAAGAAGAUACUGACAGCGACGAUAAAAUUAGCACUCCUAAAAAAAAGAAAGUUGCAAAUCAAACAACAAAUGUAAAGGAGGUGAAAGGUGUGGAUAAUUCAAGUAGCCAAAGUUCAAAAGAUGUUAAGUUGAAAAGAGAACUUCAAGAAGAUACUGAUAGCGACGAUAAAACUAGCACUCCUAAAAAAAAGAAAGUUGCAAAUCAAACAACAAAUGUAAAGGAGGAGAAUGCUUCUAAACCAGAAGAACGCACUGAUUCUAAACAAGAAGAAAGUACUGCUUCUAAAGUAGAAGACAUUUCAGAUGAUAAACAACUAUUUGCAGGUGUAAAAGUUGUUUUGGCUGAUGAACUGAAAAAAAGUGAACACAAAGACAUAAUCAAGCAGUUUACUAAGAACGGGGGGACAAUUCUUUCAGAAGACGAGUCCGAGCAGGCAACAUAUGCUUUACAUUAUUACAAUGUUAUCAGAGAACCAGUUUUAAAUUGUUCUUACACUAUUAGGCAUCUAAGUUUUGAAUGGGUUAAAGAUUCCAUAAAAGAAGGUAGCUUAAUGGACUAUAAGUCGUACACUGUACAAUGGAAUCCAGAUGUUUGAACAACCAGUAGGGUCUGGAGUAUUUUUCAGACCAGAAAAUUUGAGCUCGGUGAUUUCUUAUGGGAUGUCCUGAAAUUUGCUUAUUAUGGCGGCGUAAGGCUUGGAGUAGAAGUGACUAUAAUGUCAAGCUUUAAAACUCAUAAUCUAUAUAUACCAUAGGAAUAAGCAGGAAUAUUUUUAAAUGGAAACCUAUUUAAUUUAUUAGCAACACAGCUACAACUUCUUUUGAACAUUUUCAAUAUUUAAUUUAUAUUAUUUAUUAUAAAUUUUACAUUCUUAUAACAAUAAAAGUAAUAUUAGAAGUAAGAAAUAAAAAUAAAUGCAUUCUGAAUUUUACCUAUCAAUCGGAUUAAGUCUGGAGCGUAACAUUUGAAUAUAAAUAACCUUUGUCAACAUACGUCAGUAUAUAGUUAGAUAUUUGAGAUAUAAAUCGGUGUUUAAUAUAAAUUAAUGUAAAUAGGAAUAUAAAAUAAAUAUAUUGUUUAAAGAAACGUUACUUAUGUAAAAUAAAUAGUGGGUAAAAAUGGCUAAAAAACUAUGUGAUUUAAAAGUGACGGAGUUACGCUGGAAACUAGAUAUUUCUUAGAAAAUAAAGUUUCCUCUGAUAUGACUUUUAUAAAAAACGAAAUGUCUUCUGUAGCCUGAAAAAAUAGAAGAAAUAGAAAAAACAGAAAGGAAAGAGUUGUGAAACAUUAAAAAAAGGCAAAGGACGAUGAAAUAAAGAUAGAGUCAAUGCUGAAACUUGAAG